Molecule: messenger RNA, 2550 nt
Organism: Aspergillus campestris IBT 28561
Lineage: Eukaryota; Fungi; Ascomycota; Eurotiomycetes; Eurotiales; Aspergillaceae
Exons: 2
Coding region: 1-2544 (847 amino acids)
Biological process (GO): chromatin remodeling
Cellular component (GO): Swr1 complex
Molecular function (GO): ATP-dependent H2AZ histone chaperone activity
Source: RefSeq, a predicted model, not a curated record
AUGGCCGAAAAACGCCGGUUGUCUGCUCGUGACCGUCGCGAACCUGCGGCCAAACGGCGAGUCUCCGAAGCCAAUACGCCCCAGCCUCAGUCGCAACCCCAACAGUCAUCCAAGAAGAAGGCUUCCACUCCCGCUGCUGCUCCGACGCCCCCUCCGCCGCCACCGCCAGCGCCCGUCGAUCCACCUUUGCCGACGAAGAUUCGAGACGGAGAAGGGCUGCCGACGUUGACAGCACCGCAGCCUGACAACCUGCCGUCCACAGACUAUCAGUCAAUCGCGGAAAGUGCUGUGCUUCUCGCUUCGUUGGAACGGUCGAAGAAGAAAUGGCUGAGCGAUGGCAUCCUCGUGCGGUACUGGACGAAACCGAAAAAGUCCAAGAGAGAGCAGAUAGAAGGGAAGAAUCCGCCCAAGGAGACCAUGUCGAAGGUCGGGCCCUGCAGCGUUGUGGUCGGGCCUCAUCUCUUCGAUGCCAUGGUCUACACGGUCAAAGACCCCAAUGCGCCGCCCCCGAUCCAAUACACUCCCCCCCAACGACCGAUGGUUCACUACGGCCAUCCAAACAAUUUCCAACAGUAUCAGCCUCAGCCUCCUCCAUCGCAGAAUCAACGACAGCAGUCGAACCAACACCCCCCCGCCAGCCCAGCUCCCCCGCAGCCGGGUUAUUACCAAUCGCCGCAUCCACCCCCUGCACGCCCGGCAAAGACCCCCAACCAAACUCCCCGUCCUCCUUCCGGCCCGCAGCCAACCCAGCCCAUCCAGCGACCCUCGCCGGCUCAACACCCUCCACCCGCCCAACCUGCUAAACCCAGUCCAGACCCCGUGAUUCAGAUGCUGGCAACAAGGGCUGCUUCCGACCCGGAACUGAAGGCUCUGAUGAGGGUGGUGGCAUCGAGCAAGGCAUCGCAGGAGCAACUUCGAGCGUUUCAGGCCCACAUCGAUGAGCUCAAUGCCAUCAUUCGUGCCAGGGAGCAACAGCAGCAGCGUCAGCAACAACCGCAGCAAUCGCAACCUUCCACCCCUCAAACGAAAGCCGCGCCCCGCACUCCACACCCUCCCCAGCCGUCACCGCAGCCAGCCCAACAGAAUGAUCAGAAAAGGCCGCCUCAGCAAAUGCAGCGCGUCGAGGUGCAAAUUCCGAGGCUGACGCCAUCUGCUCCUGCCACCCCUCAGGCAUCAACAUCAACCCCGCCGAAAUCCCCCCAGAACCCCACGCCCCAGCAGCCUAGUACAGCCGCGCAGGUGAAGCAAGAGCCCGGGGCACCGCCAGCGCAACCGCCCCCGGCUGGCACAUCUAACAUUAGUAUCACGCCUGCUCCACCGUUAGCAGCGCAACAGAGUGCAACCCCGAACCCAUCCAGUCCCGCCGUUCGACCAAUGCCGCCCCCGCCCCAACCGCAGAGCGUGGGACCGAAACCCGGGCCACCCUAUCCCCCUCCGCAAACGCCCCAUCAGGCCACUCCACCCUCAAUCCAGUCCCGACCCCCACAACAAAACUCUCCGGCCCCGUCUCCGUACUACCACCCUGGCCCGCCACCGCCGCCGCCGGCCCCACCCAGAAUCAACUACAAGUCGGUGGUGUUCGAAUUCACCUCCCCCUUGACACCAUAUGGAAGCAGCACUUCUGGCCACGCAGGCUCUGGAGACCGCUACCUCUUCCCGGAGUAUACGAUUUUAGAAUAUCUCCCUGGUGGCACCACGGUACUCGCAUCGUUCUUGCUCGUCAAGAAGGUCGACCCAAACGCACCUUUUCCCAUCGAGAACCCAACGGAGACGAAUAACUCGCGGGCAAAAGGAAAGGCAGGAUCCCGAUCCAAAAAGAAGAAGAAGACCGCCGAAGACACCAAAGAGCAAGACAAGGGCAAGGAUAACCCCAAGGAAAAGGGCGACACGAACGGAAAAGACAAAGAUGCCACCUCCAGCGCCCAAGUAACCCCGAACCCGCAAGGCCCCACGGACAACAAGCCUACCUCCGGACAAGACCUCCAAAAGCCCGACCAAAAGGACGCAUCAUCAGAAACCAAGCCCGAAAAAGACCAAACCAAGGAAAAAUCCUCCGACGCCAAGGACACCCCCGACCCCAUCAGUAAUACCAACCUCAAAGAAUACUACCAGCCCAUCACAUGGCGCAUCCACACCACAAACGCCAAAGUCCUCGAACCCCUCAGCCGCAUCGUCAAGCCCGCCGACGAAGUCCGCAAAUACAUGAACGAGAUCAUGGACCGUGCGGAGCGCGCGCCGGAUGGAUUCCUCGCGUUCCGUCUUCCUCGGGAGGAUCGUCCUGUUGAGGAAAUCGACAGUGCCGACAAGGAGAAAGAAAAGGAGAGGGAAAAGGAACGAGUCCGGAAAGGAAGCACGCCUCUUCCGCACAGCAGUCGCAGCCGCAGUCGACAUUCUAGAGGGAAGGUCGCUGAGGCGGCGGAGUCGGAUGCUGAGAUGGUGGAUACUGCGGGCGAGGACGAGCCGCUGGAGGAAGAGGAAGAGGAGGAGGAGCUUAGGGAUUAUUAUGGUCCGCCGACGGGGCUUUCGCCUAUGGGGGUUUAUUGAUUGGCG